Molecule: messenger RNA, 2833 nt
Organism: Aspergillus melleus
Lineage: Eukaryota; Fungi; Ascomycota; Eurotiomycetes; Eurotiales; Aspergillaceae
Product: F-box/WD repeat-containing protein
Exons: 2
Coding region: 529-2574 (681 amino acids)
Molecular function (GO): protein binding
Source: RefSeq, a predicted model, not a curated record
CUGUCAGCGUUGCGGUUCUGGUUUCUGGUUUCUUACCUAUCUUUCUUUUUCUCGUCGUCUCAUUCUUCUCUCCUUUGGAUCAUAUCGUCUACUUACUCGGGCUUUUAGUUUAUACAACGUGUUUACUGGGGUGUCUCUUGUGUUAUCAUUAUCUAUCCUAUCUCUGUUUAUCUCGACAUUUUCCCCCGCACAUUCUCUAUUGCUUGUUCUUUGCUUCUCUGCAAUCGGUUUUAAUUAUUAUCUAUUCACCUGGAAUCUUUCUUGGAGGCCUCCCUUGCUGAAAAACGUUCAGUCCUCCAUAAUUCAUCUGUCACAGGUUGCCCGCUGUCCACGCAGUCCAACCACUCCACCCUAUCCCUUGCGGUUUCGCCCCUGAAAUUGUGUCGUGAGCCGUGUUCAAGGGGAUUCUUGGGUGUCUGUAUAUAUUUCGAUCUGCGCAACCCACCGGAUCUUCUGCGCGAUCCCCUUGUCCUCGUCUCUUGGCUCUAUCGUGAUUAAUUUCUCUUCCCCCCCCUUAUCUCUCGCGCCAUGACUCCACGAGACCCUAUCGCUUCUUCCUCCCGACGACGUCCCUCCCUUUCGCUCAGACCUCGACCUCGUACCUCCGCCUCCUCGACCCUGCAACCGUCCGGACUUGAAAAUGAGGCCUGGAAUAGACUGUCCGUGUUGGACGCAGUGGACGACGGUGAGGGACAGGUUGUGGAAGAAAUGAACCACUUCCCGGAACCGGUCCCGAGGCGCCGCGGAGCUAAGAGCUUCUCCAGUCUCCGUCAUCCCGUGGACGGCCUACGCGCUCUCGGCCGUCGUCUGUCAGUCACCAUUCGCAACAAAUCGACCAGACAUGUGUCUCACCCUCAUCAUGGGGACCAUGUCCUGUGCCAGGAUGAUGAACAUACCCCAAACAGAGAUGCGGUUCUGUCGAGGCAUAGUUGGUGCAGAGGCUCCAACAUCAACCGUCGCGCUUCGCUGAACGGCGUCCCCGGUCUGCACGGAUUCUACGCUCCUACUGCCGGCAUUAAUGGUCCGAUUCCCGGCCAUGGCCUGGAGCCUCCAAUUCUUCCAAACGACCUCUUUGCGGGCUCAGCUGCCCGAGCUGCGGCUGCGGCUCAGAAUGAGAUGGCUCGAGUCGAGCGCGACUGUGCCAAACUGUCCGAUGCGAGGUUGCCGCAGGAUUCGGAAAGCGGCAUCGGAAUUGACCUGCGUGAUCGUUCGGAUGAGAUCUCCGACGUUGACCUCGAGGAUAUUGUGCGUCUCGACCCGGUUGACUAUCUGCCAACGGAGAUCAUGUCCCAGGUCUUUAGUUAUCUCGACCCCGAGUCGUUGAUGCAAUCCGAGUCGGUCUCUCACGCUUGGAAUGGGCAGGCUUCCUCUCGGCAUAUCUGGAGACAGGUAUUCCGUCGCGUCUACGGACAUAGUCGACCUACUGCUGUUUCGUCCAAGAAGAAACAGUCCGCAGGUUUGGGAAAGACCAUUCCCAAUCAGGACUGGAAGAGAAUGUUCUUCGUUCGACGCGCUCUAGACGCUCGCUGGAAGGAAGGCAAGGCCGCCGCCAUCUAUCUUCACGGACACACGGACAGUGUAUACUGUGCGCAGUUUGAUGAGGACAAAAUCAUCACCGGUUCGCGUGACCGGACCAUUCGCAUCUGGGACGCCCAUUAUCCCUGGCCGUGUCGAAAGAUCAUCGGCCCUCCCCCGGGAGAUGUUCCGGGGAUUGGGCCGGUGAACAACCCAAGCCAACAGUCUUCGGGCAAACCUCCUUUCCUGACCAUCUGCCCUCCUCCUACCGUCGCUGACGGGAUUGUGACGCCGAUGGACCAGUCUUCGGACUACCAUAGCGCUUCGAUUCUGUGCCUUCAGUUCGACGAGGAGAUCAUGGUCACUGGAUCUUCGGACUUCUCGUGCAUUGUGUGGGAUAUUCACAAUGACUACAAGCCAAUCCGUCGCCUUGAAGGCCACCGAGCCGGUGUGCUGGACGUCUGCUUUGACGAGCGGUACAUCGUCUCCUGUUCCAAGGACACUACCAUUUGCGUUUGGGAUCGCCAGACCGGAGCGCUCGUGAAGAGGCUCGUUGGACACCGCGGACCGGUUAACGCCGUCCAGCUGAGGGGCGACCUGGUCGUUUCUGCUAGUGGAGACGGGGUGGCCAAGUUGUGGAAUAUCACAUCGGGUCUCUGCAUUAAGGAGUUCCCCAGCAAGGACCGCGGGUUGGCAUGCGUCGAGUUCAGCGACGAUGCUCGGACUAUCCUCACCGGCGGAAACGACCAGGUGAUCUAUCAGUUCGAUGCCAACACGGGCGAGCUCGUGAAAGAGCUCAAAGGCCACGUUGGCCUAGUCCGGUCUCUGCACCUGGAUAGUAUGAGCCAGCGGAUUGUCAGCGGUAGCUACGAUGUUAGCGUCAAGGUCUUUGACGCGCAGACGGGAGAAUUGUCGAUUGACCUCCCGGGAUGGACCACUAGCUGGAUGCUGAGUGUGAAAUCUGACUACCGGCGUAUCGUGGCCACCAGUCAAGACUCUCGUGCCGUCAUCAUGGACUUUGGAUAUGGUCUUGACGGCAUCGAGUUGCUGGAAGAAUAAUAUAAUGAACAGGGCAUUUGGUUUGCCAUAUAUUGAAAUUUGCUGGACAUUUUUAAUACGGAAAAGCCAUUGGUUACGGGAGUUCUUUUUGCUUAUCUUGCUUAUAUUUGCUUUCUGGGAUACACAGUUUUGGCAAGCGAUAGAUGUUGUUUUCUUCUUCUGUCUUUGUGUUGUGGUGAUGGUCACUUGUGAUCGAUUCAUCUAGACUUGCUAGAAGGUAUAUAGAUGGCCGUCAAUCCACCCGUUGCUUCUCUUGCAU